AUGAGCCGGACGUCCCCGUCAACGGGGCGGCAGGGCGGGGGCGGUGCGGGCGGCGCCCCGGCAAACAGCGCGGCGGUGGUGAAGCACAAGAUUGUCCUCCUGGGCGACCAGUCCGUGGGGAAGACGAGCCUCGUGACGCGGUUCAUGUACGACACCUUCGACCAGCAGUACCAGGCGACGAUCGGCAUUGACUUCUUCUCCAAGUCGAUCCCCGUCGAGAACCACACGGUGCGCCUGCACGUGUGGGACACGGCGGGGCAGGAGCGGUUCCGCUCGCUCAUUCCUAGCUACAUCCGCAACAGCUCCGGCACCCUCGUCGUGUACGACGUCACCUCCCGCGCCUCGUUCCUCAGCACCUUCAAGUGGGUCGACGAGGUGCGGGCGGAGCGGGGGGAGGAGGUUGUCAUCUUCCUCGUCGGCAACAAGACGGACGCCGCGGACAGGCGGGUGGUGAGCACGGAGGAGGCGCAGCGGAAGGCGGCGGAGUACAAUCUCGGCUUUAUGGAGGUCAGCGCCAAGCAGGGGACCAACGUCAAGGCGCUGUUUAGAAAAAUGGCGGAGGCCCUCCCGCUCUCGGACGACAACGAGAAUCGUGGCAGCAACGGGGCCGGCGGCGGCGGCGGCCAGCCGGUGGUGCUGGGGAAGCAGCGGGACCCGUUCCUCCUCACCCCCUCUCGGAUGCGGGAGGGAAGCCGGAACGGCGCCCACAACGGCAACGGCGGCGCGGAGAAUCGGCAGGGCGGCGGCUGCUGUUGA
This is a messenger RNA of Trypanosoma conorhini, 756 nucleotides long. RefSeq names its product small GTP-binding protein RAB6. The transcript has a single exon. The record is from RefSeq and is a predicted model, not a curated record. Gene Ontology annotation, molecular function: GTP binding; GTPase activity. Lineage: Eukaryota; Euglenozoa; Kinetoplastea; Trypanosomatida; Trypanosomatidae. The coding region runs from base 1 to 756 and encodes 251 amino acids.